This is a messenger RNA of Gastrolobium bilobum, 606 nucleotides long. Its product is annotated as S-locus-specific glycoprotein S13-like. The transcript has a single exon. Bases 1 to 606 code for a protein of 201 amino acids. The record is from RefSeq and is a predicted model, not a curated record. NCBI's taxonomy places the organism in Eukaryota, Viridiplantae, Streptophyta, Magnoliopsida, Fabales, Fabaceae.
AUGGAGUCGUGGCUGAUCCAGCUUGAGCAUCUUCUUAUUCUGCUCUUUUUUAUGUCAUUCAAGUUUCAGUUAUCCAUUGAAUCUGAUAGCAUCAUCCCGGGGGAGACUCUAUCAGGGAUCCACACUCUAACAUCACAAGGUGAAGUAUUUGAAAUGGGUUUCUUUGCACCACCAGGUAACUCUCAUGACUAUUAUAUAGGGAUAUGGUAUAAAGGACUUCCCAUGCCACAAAAAACAGUGGUAUGGGUAGCCAAUAGGGACUCUCCUGUAUCUGAUCCAUAUUCUUCAUGGUUAGAACUUAGUCAAGAUGGCCAUCUAGUCCUGCUCACCUCAUCCGGUCUUACAGUUUGGUCAACAAAUUCAAACUCAAGUGCUCCUCCAUCAAAUUCAACUGUCGGUACCCUUGGUGACGAUGGAAACUUCAUAAUAAGAGAAAGAUCAAAACCCUUUUUGGCUAAGGAAGAGAGAAAGAUAUGGCAGAGCUUUGACUAUCCAACAGAUACUUGGCUGCCUGGUGCAAAGUUUGGAUAUGAUAAAGAUACUGGCAUAAAAACAAUACUAAAUUCUUGGAAAGAUACAAGUAACCCAUCCAUGGGCUUCAACUAA